AUGUUUCUUUAUUUAUUGAGUAUUUUAUCGUUAAUUGUGCAAGCCGUGUUUGUUACACUAGCUAUAGCGGCUGGACUGUACUAUUUAGCAGAACUAGUUGAAGAAUACACUGUAAUGGCAAAAUAUGUAAUAUCAUGGACCGUGGUGGCAACAACGGUUAUCCAUCUAGCAUUAAUUGCAUUUGAAGAUAUACCCCUAUAUCUUAAUGGCUUGGGCCUACUGCAGCAGCUGUUCCACGCGUUCCUAUUGAGGGACUUCCCCGUUUUUAGACUAACAAGUGUGACAUUUAUAUGCGCAGUACUAAAUUUAAUACUCCACCAUUACUGCGCGUUUAAGUAUUUUGGUAGUAUGUACUAUGGAUUUUCUGAGGUGCUGGCAUAUUUUACUCUUUGCUUAUGGGUUGUGCCGUUCGCUCUAUUUGUAUCGUUGUCAGCAAAUGACUAUGUGUUGCCGACUACUGGGGAGAGGCAACAUCUUCUAGGUGAAAACAACGUAGUAACUGACUACCUGUCGCAGAAAGCGAAGAGGUACAGCCUUCUCUCGUUCUUCAGUUUUGCAAAAGAUUCAAUAUUGCCACAGAGACAUAAGAAAGCUUUCUAA
Molecule: messenger RNA, 600 nt
Organism: Leptosia nina
Lineage: Eukaryota; Metazoa; Arthropoda; Insecta; Lepidoptera; Pieridae
Source: the annotation of a GenBank genome assembly